Molecule: messenger RNA, 965 nt
Organism: Dioscorea cayenensis subsp. rotundata (Guinea yam)
Lineage: Eukaryota; Viridiplantae; Streptophyta; Magnoliopsida; Dioscoreales; Dioscoreaceae
Exons: 5
Coding region: 100-591 (163 amino acids)
Source: RefSeq, a predicted model, not a curated record
UUUCCUUUUUUUGACUCUCUCUUUGGGAAAAGAUAGAUACCUACUCCUUGUUAGUACCAAUCGUGGGUCAUCGAUUUCAUUCCUCUGUUGUUGCCCUUCAUGGCCCAGGGUUUUGAUUAUUCUCCGAAGAAGUUGAUGGCUUGUUCAAGUCGAGCAGAGCAGAAGCAGAGCAAGAAAGAGGAACUCGAUGAUGAUUUCGUCGUGCUCGACAUCGCCGCUCUUUCGCCGCUCGUCGCCGCUGAGAUUGAUUCCACUGCCAACCCUCGUCUUUCGAGAACUCUUUCGAGGAAAGGAUCCCAGCGAGCCGGAGCUGAAAAGAACACGGCGGCGGCGGCGGCGGCGGAGCUCGCCGGCGGGGAGGAGGAGGCUAGUGUACACGUGGCGGGUGAAGGAGUCAGUAGCACCGUUGCACAUGCGACAAGCCAUAUAGGCAAGUGCCGGAAGGUGGCCGGCCGGCGAGCAUCGCUCGGAGUGGACCCUCGUCGGGUGUUAUUUUUCUUUGCCACCCUGUCAAGCAUGGGAACUCUCAUACUGUUAUAUUUCACACUUUCAAUGAGUAAGAUGGCAGACCAUGUAGCAGAUGCUAGGUGACACACUAUAGCCUGACACCAACUGCCUAGAAAAGCUUAAACAAAGAAAGUGUGUGCCGGAGGAUGACCAUGUCUUUCUCUCCUUUCCAUGCUAACUUACAGUCACAGAAGUAGUUGAGAAGAAAGGCAGAGAACCUACUUUUUCUUGUUGUAAAUGAGGACAAAAGGUUUAAAGGCUAUGCAGGUCUGACAAAGAUAAACAAACACCAUGGGGAGUAUAUAAUAAUACUUAAUUUGAUAUAAACAGGAGAGAUGUUAAUGUACCCUCUUUACUAUUGUAAGUGAGUUUUAUUUUGUGGUUAUCAUGGACUUGAUAAAGUUGAAAGGCUUAUAUAGUAAGAAAUAAUGGCACAUGGAGGAGGUACCUGUGAUUAA